Messenger RNA from Fonsecaea nubica, 1680 nucleotides. RefSeq lists its product as hypothetical. Lineage: Eukaryota; Fungi; Ascomycota; Eurotiomycetes; Chaetothyriales; Herpotrichiellaceae. The record is from RefSeq and is a predicted model, not a curated record. The transcript has a single exon. Bases 1 to 1680 code for a protein of 559 amino acids.
AUGACGUCGCACUCGAGCAGCGCCGACGUCGACGGCAGAUGGGACGAAGAAUACGACAUCAUCUGUGUAGGGUCAGGCAUCGGCGGCCUCUCGGGGGCUAUUACGGCCGCGAGCAAAGGCUUGAAGACGCUGGUGGUGGAAAAGACGUCGCAGUUUGGCGGCGUGACGGCCCUCUCAGGAGGGCAGAUAUGGUCUCCGGCCAACAAGUAUCAACUGGCCCGCGGGAUCGAGGACUCUGUGGAAGAUGGGAUCCGAUACAUCGAGGCCCUCGCAGACGGGUGGGCCAACGACCGCAUGACGAGAAACCUCUUCAACACCGCGAACGAGGCGGUUGAUUUCUUGGAGGAAAAGGGCGUUAAGUUUCGCAUGAUCCCCAAUCUGCCGGACUACUACUACCCGGACCUUCGGCCCUUCGCGAAGCAAGAUGGGCGGUACUUCGACGCCGAGCCGUUUGAUUUGCGUCGCUUGGGUGACGGUUAUAGGCACAAACUCCGCCACAAGGCCUGGUCGAGCCCCGAGAUGGCUGGGAUCACCGGUCGACCCGAGGCACAGCGACAGGACUGUGUGUACACCGGGGAAGCCCUGGCCGGGUAUUUCUUGCAAGCGGCCCUGGAGGCUGGAGCGACGUGUCGGACGAAUAGUCCUGUCACUCGACUGAUCCGAGGCGAAGCGGAAGCGGGGACGAGUCCACGAGUCACAGGUGUGGUGGUCAAAGGUCUCGAUGGUGGUGGCCGAGAACAACGCAUCCGGGCGACACGCGGUGUCCUCCUGGCCGUCGGUGGCUACGAUCACAACUCUGCCCUUGUCCAUCGAUACGAAGGCCGGUUCGAACCUUACGGCACGCUCGUCUUCCCCGGUAUUGACGGGGACCAUCUCGCCAUGGGGGCGGACGCGGGUGCCGCGAUCGCGACGCUGCCACCUUCACGAAGUAUCGUUCAGAGAGCAGUGCGCACGGGAAUCCGGCGUGAUGAGGAUGUCUCGUCGCCAACGUGGGACAACGAGAUCCUCGCCAUGUACUGGCCCGUAGGACCGCAUGAGAUCGUGGUGAACCGCGCAGGCAAACGAUUCGCCGACGAAACCUUCUACCCAGAACUACAUGCGAGUUUACACGUUCUCGACCCCGUGCGACAUGUCCACCCUCACUGGCCGACGUGGCUGAUUAUGGAUGACAACUACUGGAGCUCACCAAUGCGAAGACAGCAACCUGGCCCGCCUAAAGAGCAAUGCCACGUGGCCGACACGCUUGACGAGCUGGCGACAAAGGCGGGGAUCAACCCUCUCGGCCUCAAGAGUACCGUGGACCGUUACAACGACAUGUGCAGACAGGGGCGCGACGAUGACUUCCACCGCGGCGAAAGACCCUGGGUGACGUCCAGCCUGGCCUUUGCCCCUCUAGGAACUUCACCCUUGGGUCCCAUCGAACAGGCCCCCUUUUACGCCACGAAACUCAUCCAGGCGUUUUUGGGCGUCGGCGCCGCGGGGCUCGAAAUCAACCAGCACGCCCAGGUCGUCAGGCAGGACGGCCGACCCAUCCCGGGCCUCUAUGCCGCGGGGAACUCGGCGGCGCGGACAGACUUGGGCAUGAUGUUGCAGAGCGGCGUCACGAAUCUCCGCGGCAUGGUCUAUGGGUUCUUGGCCGCGAAGCAUAUGGCUGAUGACGGGUGUCGGAGUCGGCUAUGA